This is a messenger RNA of Durusdinium trenchii, 1206 nucleotides long. The record is from the annotation of a GenBank genome assembly. Lineage: Eukaryota; Dinophyceae; Suessiales; Symbiodiniaceae.
GAUUCAAGCAACCCCAAGCAAGUUGUGAUCGAUUGCGUCUUCCGCAUGGCGCCCAAAGCUGCAAAGCCCAAGCUCAAGAAGGGUGGCUAUGGCAGCGCGGAUGAGAAGUGGGUCCAAUCGCAGCUGCAGGCGUUGCUGCGGCAGCGACAGAGCGUGGCGUGGGUGCAGCAGCAGCACCUCUGGCACGAGGAGCAGCUUGCACUGGUCCUUGAGAAGCUUCAGAGCAGCUCGUUGCCCUCCUUGUCAGCAGAUUUCAAGGAACAGGUGGAGUUCUACGUGUCGCAGUUGGAGAGCGACAUGCCAGAGGAGGCCUUCUACGACGAUCGGGAGCUCUACUUCCAGCUUUUGUCUCCAGCUACUGCGCCCAACGAGACAGAUGAUACCGCGCCCUACCAGCGCAGUGAGGACUCGGAGGAGGCCAUGCUUGCGGCAGAGAAACUGAAAGUUUGGACUGAUACAAGUCCAAAUGGGAUCUCGAACUUCGCGAAGCUUUUGAAGGCUCAAAGCUCCUCAGCUUUGGUGCAAGAGCUUGGACUCACCAGGCUCUCUGCCUUGCUGGCAGAGGCGCGGGAGCAGAAGACACCGGCAGGGCUGGCGCCCCGCGCGCUGAUGCCAAUUGUGACCGCGGCCAUGGAGAGAUUUCCACGUGACACACAGGUGCAGCGUCAAGGCUGCAGCGCCUUGCGCGCGAUCUCAUUGGCGCCCAACGGCGGCUUGGGCAUUUGCCUGGAGGCAGAUGGUGCCAAGAUCCUCGUGCAAGUCAUGAAGAGCCACAUUAGGGACGCCGACGUUUGCCGCACCGCUGCCGCGUCGCUGGCCUCCAUGGUGAACAAAAGCCAGGGCAGCGCCGUGGAGAUGUCGCGGCUCCGAUCGUCUGGCGCUCAAGCAGUGCUCCAGGACAUCUUGGUCUACCAUUCGAACGACAUCCAGUUGGACAAGGUGGCUCGCCAGACCAUCCCCUUCCUGCGAGGAUGAGCAAAAUGAGUCGAAACCGAGAGCAAGUGGACGGUGUGUGUUUGCGUGGCAGGACGAGUACAGCCCAGCUGAGCUAAGAAAAAACCAGACAAGCAAAGGCUUUGUCAUGUUCCUUCCCUUGGUUGGACGUCUCCGUCUCCAUCGUCCCUUGGUUGGUUUGCUUUUGGACGAUCACUACCAGGCCCGUGGACCGAACGCUCGGCGGAGGUUCGAGCUGUGGCAUCUUCGAUG